AUGCAGGAACUUCAAUCCCAUUAUAAUAUAAAGUCAUGUUUGAGAUUUGAAGAAUUUGAAGGUGCGGAACACCCAUCAACUGAAAGUCCACUUAUUCCACCUUCAGUAAGAAAUGGAGAAUCGACACGUCAACUGGCCUCUCACUUGGGUAUGUCAUGA
Messenger RNA from Cetraspora pellucida, 159 nucleotides. The record is from the annotation of a GenBank genome assembly. NCBI's taxonomy places the organism in Eukaryota, Fungi, Glomeromycota, Glomeromycetes, Diversisporales, Gigasporaceae.